AUGGAACGAUUUGUAGUAACAGUACCACCUUCCCAAAACCGUUCUAAGACUGCUUUGUAUGUGACUCCCCUUGAUCAUGUCACUGAGUUUGGAGGUGAGCUUCAUGAAGAUGGAGAAAAACUCUUCUGCAUUUCUUGCAAUGUGGUUCUAAACCAUGUUUGCAAGUCUGCUAUUAGCGACCACCUCAAGUCAAAGACCCAUACCAAGAGGAAGGCAGAAUUUGAAGAGCAGAAUGUGAGAAAGAAGCAGAGGCCCCUAACUGCAUCUCUUCAGUGCAAAAGUACUCCGCAAACAGAGAAAGUCAGUGUUAUCCAGGACUUUGUGAAAAUGUGCCUGGAAGCCAACAUCCCCCUGAAGAAGGCUGAUCACCCAACAGUCCAUGCUUUCCUUUCUGGCCAUGUGAAGAAUGGAGGCUCCAUACCUAAGUCAGACCAGCUGAGGAGAGCAUAUCUGCCUGAUGGAUAUGAGAAUGAGAAUCAGCUCCUCAACUCACAAGAUUGUUGACAAGAAGGUUACCACUGUUGUGAUCAAGAUAAUAAUGUGGAGUAUUAAAGUUA
This is a messenger RNA of Marmota monax (woodchuck), 557 nucleotides long. Its product is annotated as CGG triplet repeat-binding protein 1-like. Gene Ontology annotation, biological process: regulation of transcription by RNA polymerase II. Gene Ontology annotation, cellular component: nucleus. The record is from RefSeq and is a predicted model, not a curated record. Bases 1 to 504 code for a protein of 167 amino acids. Gene Ontology annotation, molecular function: double-stranded DNA binding. NCBI's taxonomy places the organism in Eukaryota, Metazoa, Chordata, Mammalia, Rodentia, Sciuridae. The transcript has a single exon.